CUCGUCACUUCUGUCUGGUCUCAGUCAUCGGGCAACAUGGCACCUGCGGCAUCACUCGCUCUUCUCGCUCUGGCGAUCCUCGGAUCAGUUCACUGUCAAGAGAAUGAACCUGAGGUUGAGAGCCGUAACACAGAGUUUGAAAGGGAGAGAGUUCCUGAUGCCCGGAGAGACCAGACUGAUGAAGCUUGCUUUGAGAAGGUCAUGGACAUCUUCUUCGUCCUUGACUCCUCGACCUCCAUCUACGUGAACGACUUCAAGCAGGAGCGCCAGUUCGUGAGGGACGUGGUGGCCCGCUUGGAUGUGAACCCCCGCUCUACACGCGUCGGUGUGCUCACCUUCAGCGACGACAUCGAGCGCCCGACUUUGGGUUUGAACCAAAACCCACAAAAGUCAGAUGUCCUGGCUAGCGUGAACGAGCAGAACCUUCCCUACAGAACCGGAAUCACCAACACCGACCAGGCCAUCAGAUACGUGCGUGAGAACACUGAGUUCAGACAGGACAUCACCAAGGUGAUCGUGGUGGUCACUGAUGGAGGCUCCCGCUCGCCCGGCGCUACUGCCCGUGAGGCCGAGAUGGCCCGUGAGGCUGGCUUCUACCUGUUCGUUGUUGGCGUCGGCCAGUACCUGGACGAGCGCGAAUGGCGCGCAAUUGCCAGCGACCCUGACGACAGCUUCAUCUACAACAUCACCAACUUCCGGUACCUGGACAGCGUCAAGUAUUCUCUGCCCCCUCGUGCCUGCGCUCUGCCGCCCAUCAUUGUUGGAGGAUACUGUGGUGUCCAGCAGCCCGCUGACCUGUACUUCGUGGCGGCGCCAGGAGGCACCCAGGACGCUAUCCAACUCAUAGACAACUUCAUCGAGCGCAGCGACGACGAGAGCGACAGUCUCCGCAUCAGCUACAUCAUCGACGUCUGCCAGAACGCUGAGAACGUGCCUCUAGAGGAUGUCGGCAACUUCUGUGACAGGUUCAGCCUGGUGGAAGAGGCUGAUGUGGACACCUACAGCGGGCUCCUGGCCCGUAUGAGAGCUCUUUCCCGCAGAAACCAGGCCAACAGAGAGGCCAAACAGGUCGCCGUGCUCUUUGUUGAUGACGAGAGCAUGAGGCUGAACAGGUUUGGCAUCGUGAACGAGGCGAGAAACGCCGAGCAGUACGACGGUAUCGAGCUGGUGGUGGUGGACCUUGGAGUGCGCGGCUUCAGUAACUUUGUCCAGAGCAUGGCAGCCAACAGGAACAACGUGGUCCGCUUCCUCAGCGGUAGCCUCAACGCCCAGAGAACUGUGCAGAAAAUGCUGCUGGAUAGGUCAUGUGAAGCCAUCAACCGCUUCGACUUUUCUCCCGACCCCAACAAAUAAAAAGUGUGAUGAUUGCAGACCCAAAGAAGCAAGUUUUUGAAAUAUCUACUUAGAAUCCACAGAAAGAAAUUAAAAAGAAACUACAAAUCAAGCGCAUUAAUUUUGGAUGAAUUACCGUUGAAUGUUUCAAAUAACAAUUUUUUUUCUGACUGAAAAUCUAUCGAAACUUCAUAUUAUUAGAAGAGGAAUUAUUCGUUGCUAUCUUUCGGAGCGCAGUUGUUAUUUAUUUCGAUGAAGCAAGGAAAGACUGACUCCUCUCCUGCGCAACACCUGCACUGUUUUAUUUUAAAUCUGUAUUUUGUUCUUGCUCAUAACAAUUAAUGUUUCACUUGUAACGUGUUUUCACAUUCAGAGCAAGAAUGGUUGGUUUGCUUUUGCAAGGCGCUUGUUGUGUUUUGUCUCAACACUGCUGAUGUUUCAGAGUCUGUAGUUUUGCGUUCUGUAUAUCGUACUGUGUGCCCGAGCUUAGUUCAUUUUACUUUGCUUGUUUUAAAGUGGAUGUUUUUUUAUUUUUUUUGCGUCAUCUUACUUUUUUAAAAUAACAACCCACGGUUCCCUUUUAUUUAGACUUCCAUAAAUAAAAUAAUUAAAACCCCA
Aplysia californica (California sea hare) is the source of this 1950-nucleotide messenger RNA. Its product is annotated as cartilage matrix protein. The record is from RefSeq and is a predicted model, not a curated record. Bases 37 to 1353 code for a protein of 438 amino acids. Lineage: Eukaryota; Metazoa; Mollusca; Gastropoda; Aplysiida; Aplysiidae. The transcript has 11 exons.